AUGUGCUACAAGAGCAACUACGAGCCUUAUACCAGCCAACCCCUCGACAUGGAACCCACCAACGAACAACUCCUCUACCCCCUCGGUUCCCUCUAUCCGCACGUCGUCGCCCUCCAGCUGCAAUCCGACGAGUCGCCCUGGCUCAAGACCCGCCAAUACGCCGGCUACCAUGACACCAGCUUCUGGGCCGACAUCGAGGUGCCGCCCUCGCCCUCGGAGUUUUCCACCCGCUCCACCAUCCGCAGCCGAUAUAGCGACUCCACCGCUUGCAAGCUCGUUUCCAGAAUCCGACGGCUCCUUAGCCGGGAUGAGCUGCGGAGACGCCAGCAGCAGCAGCAGCAGCAGCGUCGCUAUGAGUGA
Aspergillus terreus NIH2624 is the source of this 360-nucleotide messenger RNA. RefSeq lists its product as uncharacterized. The record is from RefSeq and is a predicted model, not a curated record. Bases 1 to 360 code for a protein of 119 amino acids. Lineage: Eukaryota; Fungi; Ascomycota; Eurotiomycetes; Eurotiales; Aspergillaceae. The transcript is spliced from 3 exons.